GGCAGGUAAACAUAGGAGGUGUGUAGAUUGACCAGCACGUCAACGCACAACCAGCAUGAACCAUGUUGCUCCUGUAAAAGCUGUCUCUGAAGUAAAUAUUUGUCUGUAUGUUCACACAAACACUCUGCUGACACCCAGAGCCCAGUGUUGGUUGGCUGUGUAGGAUCGGUAUGUCAGUGAGUCUGCUGAUGGCAGGCGGGCGGCUGGCGCUGCUCCGUAUGGCUACAGCUGCCCGGAUUGCACUGCCUGGCGUUUUCUAUGUCAAAGUCCUCUCUCCCUCUCGCUAACUCAUACUCACACAAACACAGGCAUGCAUGCUGGCUGCAUCCUGCCCGCACGAUAGCUCAUCCUGAUUGGUGCUCGCUCUGCGUUCUUCUUUUUAUUUAUUAAUUUUUUCCGCCAUCCCAGGAAGAGGAUUUCUUCUGGCAGGAGGGGCGGGAAUGGCGCUGGACAGGCAGCAUGACCCAGGGUUCAGGUGGCAGCUGUGUUAUGACUUCUCUGCCAGGUCGUGGAUGAUGGCCACCGAACCGUUUCUGGUAAAUGAAGACCCGUCCAGAGGUCCUGGGAUACCAGAGUGCUUCGUAGUGUCGGAUUCCUACAGGGAUGAAUUUCAUCCCUUCAUCGAGGCUUUGCUGCCACAUGUCCGUGCGUUCUCCUACACCUGGUUCAACCUCCAGGCCCGCAAGCGCAAGUACUUCAAGAAGCACGAGAAGCGCAUGACAAAGGACGAGGAGCGCGCCGUCAAAGACGAACUCCUGGGCGAGAAGCCCGAGAUCAAGCAGAAGUGGGCGUCCCGUCUGCUCGCCAAGCUCCGCAAAGACAUCCGGCCGGAGUUCCGCGAGGACUUCGUGCUCACCAUCACGGGGAAGAAGCCGCCGUGCUGCGUGCUGUCCAACCCCGACCAGAAGGGCAAGAUCCGCCGCAUCGACUGCCUGAGGCAAGCAGACAAGGUCUGGCGCCUGGACCUGGUGAUGGUUAUCCUGUUCAAGGGAAGCCCGCUGGAGAGCACAGACGGAGAGAGGCUGGUCAAGUCACCGCAGUGCUCCAACCACGGCCUCUGCGUGCAGCCGCACCACAUCGGAGUGUCUGUGAAAGAACUGGACCUGUAUCUGGCCUACUUUGUCCACACGCCAGAAUCUGGACAAUCGGAUAACUCCAACCAACAAGGAGAAGCAGACAUCAAGCCUCCGCCCAAUGGGCACUUGAGUUUCCAGGACUGCUUCGUGACGUCAGGCGUAUGGAACGUGGCGGAGUUGGUCCGUGUGUCACAGACACCAGUUGCCACAGCAAGCGGACCCAACUUCUCUCUGGCCGACCUUGACAGUCCAGGAUAUUACAACAUCAACCUGGGUCGCCGCUCCAUUACAUCCACGCCAUCGACCAGGACUGAGAUGGAGUUGUAUGCCAGUCUCCCGCGGAGCUCCAACAAGCGUAAAUCCAUUGAUGACAGUGAGAUGGAGAGCCCGGUGGACGAAGUCUUCUAUUCGGGCCGUUCUCCUGCCCCGGGAGUGUCCCAGGCCAGCGGCUGGCCCAAUGAUGUUGAUGCAGUGCAACACCAUUUGGCCAGUAUGCAGGAGAGGAAGAUAAAACACGAAAGCGAUGGCGUGCAGUUUCCUUACCAUGGACUCUCUUCGCCUGGUUCUCUUAAGAAGUCGGGGAAAUUCGAUUUCAGCGCUCUGUCCGGCCAUACGAGGUCUGCACGCAUGCCGUUCACCCAUCACCCGCUGCCCAUGCUGGCAGGUGUAAGACCAGCAGGAAGUCCCCGUGCCUCUGCUUCCUCCCUGCACUUCCCCUCACCCUCCAUUAUCCAGCAGUCCAGCCCGUACUUCACCCAUCCCACCAUCCGAUACCACCACCACCCGGGACAGGACCCGCUCAAGGAGUUUGUGCAGUUCGUGUGUGCCGACGGAUCGGGACAGGCUAGUGGUCAGCCGAACGGGAGCGGCCAGAGCAAAAUGCCAGGCUCCUUCUUGCUGCCUCCACCCCCCCCUGUGGCGCGUCCAGUGCCCCUCCCAAUGCCAGACUCUAAAUCCAGCAGCACGCCCCCCGAUGGCGGACUCACCUCACCCACAUCUCCGUCAUACUCCACGCCAGGCUCCACAGCUCCCAACAGGUUUGUCAGCAUCGGAUCACGGGACAACAACUUUCUGAACAUACCCCAGCAGACGCAGUCAUGGUUCCUUUGACGAGGUCCUGCCUGCAACCUGUCAACACAAUUUGGAAGUUUUAUGACAAAAAAAAAAAAAUCCUCUUUGAAAAAAACCCUUCCGACCCGAAACGCACCCUAAGAAACGUGAGCAGCAUAUGAUUAGGAAACGUUCGACCCUGUAUUUGCCAACAGUCAGACGCCCUUCAAGCCCACUCCUCCACCUCCGACAAAGACUUUCAGAUCACAGCAGGAGGUGAGGGAGCAACACGCACCUACAGCACCUCGCAAGAACCGGCACCAAACCAACGGCAACAUAGAGGAGCAAGAACCCGAUGAACACAGACAGAAAAUGUUACUAGGAACAAGGAAGUAGUGUACAAUGGCUGGGAUUAUCAACAGUUUCAGUGGUGAGGAUUUAAAAACGCAAGAUUUUGACCAGUUAAACGUCAAUUUUUUGUUUUUAAAAACACUUAAACAUGCUGAGGUUCAGCAUCCAGGCAACACUAAAUAAUGAGAGCCCCGGACGUUUUGCAAUUUUAGCCAAUAAGCAUGCAGUGGAAACGUCUUUUUUCCCUUUUGCAGUCAAUUACUAAACUAACUACGAGCAGCAGAAGUAUUGCACUACAGUAAUGCGAAGAACACUAGUUUGACGUGCACUAUUGAAAAUGGGAUCAACGGCGGACGUUAUUUGCACAUUUUAUUGCGGAGAAAAAUUAAUCUGGCACACUAAAACUACCCAGAGACCCGUUCUUAUUUUCAAGCCUCAAAUUGAAUUUAAUAAAACAAAAGUCCAUUUCAGGUGCUUAGUGCCAACUAGAGAGCACCAGAUUUUAGUUAGUACUGCUAUAGGAUGAAUAAAGCCGACCAGCACACACUUAAGGUGUGGUCACAUUCACCAAAUUUGUCUUGAUGUCCUGAACCUGAUGAGAAAUCUGCUUGAGGGAAAUUUUUCAUUCGCACAUAAAAAUUCCUGAUCGCGUGGAUUCUUAUUAAAGGGAAAGUUCACCCAAAAAUGAAAUUUGUCAAAUUUGUUACCCUCAAGUUGUUCCAAACCUGUUUGAAUUUCUUUUUCUGUUGAACACAGGAGAAGAUGUUUUGAAAAAGGUGAUAACCAAACAGUUGAUGGUAGCCAUUGACUCCCAUAGUAUUGUUUUUUCACACUAUGGAAGUCAAUGGCUGCUGUCUUGGUGAAUUAUCUCUUUAAAAUGACUAGAUUUCACCUUUGAAGUUUGGCUGAUCAUUUUUACAGUCAUGUGACUGAGCUCAACUUUAAAAUCAUUCGUUUGGGGUACAUUAUUUUUUUUUUACGAAAAGGUUGUCUAUUGUCAAUAGUGUAGUGAUGCACAAAGCACUAAAUUCGCAUGUCAACACAACAAAUUUGUUUGACAAUCUUGAACCUGAUUUGAAACCUGCUAAGUGAUUUUUUUCAGUAAUCCUAUCCUAUCAAUCAAAAUUACAAAUUUUCCCUGCAAAAUUUCGCUAAAUGUGACCGCACCUUUGCAGCCAUGUGACGAAAU
Cyprinus carpio (common carp) is the source of this 3666-nucleotide messenger RNA. Its product is annotated as nuclear factor I/Xb. Bases 441 to 2186 code for a protein of 581 amino acids. The record is from RefSeq and is a predicted model, not a curated record. Gene Ontology annotation, molecular function: DNA-binding transcription factor activity, RNA polymerase II-specific; RNA polymerase II cis-regulatory region sequence-specific DNA binding. NCBI's taxonomy places the organism in Eukaryota, Metazoa, Chordata, Actinopteri, Cypriniformes, Cyprinidae. Gene Ontology annotation, cellular component: nucleus. Gene Ontology annotation, biological process: regulation of transcription by RNA polymerase II. The transcript has 14 exons.